AUGUCCAUAUCUCUAGAAUACACGUUCAAUGCUAACGAUGAUAUCUGCUGGGCAGUUGCUGUUCAACCUCAGCUUCAUCUCAUGGCUACAGUCUCUGCGGACAAAACAUGCAAGAUCUUCGAUUUGAGGACUAGAAAACUAGUGGCCACUUUGGCGGACGACACUCAUUCAAAGACGACGAGAUGUGUUUCUUUCAAGCCAUCUACAGAGUUUCCUACGGUUGCAGUAGGUUCGUUUGAUGCUACAGUUAGUAUUUGGGGAAGGGAUUUGAUGGAGGAGAAGAAUGCUCAACGUGACGAAGAUACAGAGAAAGAUUUCAAUAGCGAUUCAAAGUCCGAAAUAGUGGGAGAUAAUGGAUGGGAGUUGUUGGCCAUCAUUGAAGGACAUGAAAAUGAGGUGAAAUCUGUGGAUUGGUCCUACGAUGGGAAGUAUUUGGCUACGUGUUCCAGGGAUAAGAGUGCCUGGAUAUGGGAGACGGAUGAUACCAAUGAAGAGUUUGAAUGCAUUAACGUUAUACAGGAGCACGAACAGGAUAUCAAGGAGGUCAAAUGGCACCCUUCACUGAAUUUGUUGGCCACAUCGUCCUAUGACGAGACAUGUCGGAUAUUUCGUCAGGACACUUACGAUGAGGAUGAUUGGAUUUGUGUUGCGAAGCUCACAGAUGCCAAAGGUACGGUAUGGUGCAGUGACUUUGAAAAAGACUCGAAGAAGAAUGUGGUUAGGUUACCAGCUGCGGAUGUGACGGAAGAGUCGUCGUUUAUCAAGAAGAAGGAGAUAAGAGUGGGAAAUGGACAGUUUUAG
Molecule: messenger RNA, 801 nt
Organism: Brettanomyces nanus
Lineage: Eukaryota; Fungi; Ascomycota; Pichiomycetes; Pichiales; Pichiaceae
Exons: 2
Coding region: 1-801 (266 amino acids)
Biological process (GO): iron-sulfur cluster assembly
Cellular component (GO): cytosolic [4Fe-4S] assembly targeting complex
Molecular function (GO): protein binding
Source: RefSeq, a predicted model, not a curated record